AGCUAGGAAAGAAGUAUGGCUGUUUUCUGAAUGACGACCUUACUAAAAAAGAAAGGCAGAUACAGAAAGAGUUAAGAAAGAUAGCAAGGGAAAAAAGGGAGGCAGGAAAAUGGGUAACGGUCGGUUACCAAAAAAUAUGGGAGGAUAAUAAGGAAUGGAGAUGGAACGAAAACAAAGAAGCGCUAGAAGAAAGGGAUCACUUUCGCAGAUAAGAAAAAAAAGAAGAAGGAUAAAGAAGGGUUAAGCAUGAUGAACGAGAGAAGGAGGGAAAAGAUACAAGAAAGAAGACAGGAAAGGUCCAAGGAGAUAGAAGAAAGGCGGAACACACCAGAAGAAACCAGAAAGGACGAAGAAAGUAUAAAGGAGGUAGAUGAGGAAAAUAUUAGAGGAAACAGAAUAAGGGAAGUCGAGGGACAAGAGAAAAGAUAUAUAGGAGAAGAGGAAAGAAACGACGGGGAGAGUGAAGAGACGUGGAAAGUGGCCUUUUGGAACGUAGCUGGUUUAACAAACAAGGAUAAGGACUUCUGGGAAGGGAUAAAAGAAUGGGAUGUGAUUGUGAUGAUGGAGACUUGGACUGAUGAGAAAGGAUGGGAGAAGGUGAAGGAGAAGCUACCGAGAGAAUAUAGAUGGAGAGUACAGAUAGCAGCCAGGAGGAACAAGAAAGGCAGAGCGUGCGGAGGCAUGUUGCUAGGAAUAAGGAAAAGCAUAGAAGAGAUAAAGGAAAGAAGGGAGACGGAGGAAGAAGGAAAAAUCGAAGGUAAGAUAAGAAUAGGAGAGGAAGUAUGGAGAAUAAUAGGAAUCUAUGUAAACAACAAUAUAGACGAGAAACUAGAAGGUCUGAAGGAAAGGACGGAGGAGGGGGAAAAAGGAGUAAGGACCAUAAUAGGAGGUGACUUUAACGCGAGAACGGGAGAGGAAGGAGAGGAAGAGGAGGAGGAGGAUGGGAAGAGGAAAUCGAGCGAAGAGAGGAAAGAGGGAGGAAGUCUAAAGAUAAGAAGAUAA
Molecule: messenger RNA, 1002 nt
Organism: Temnothorax curvispinosus
Lineage: Eukaryota; Metazoa; Arthropoda; Insecta; Hymenoptera; Formicidae
Product: vicilin-like seed storage protein At2g18540
Exons: 1
Coding region: 247-1002 (251 amino acids)
Source: RefSeq, a predicted model, not a curated record